Plasmodium falciparum 3D7 is the source of this 921-nucleotide messenger RNA. RefSeq names its product rifin. NCBI's taxonomy places the organism in Eukaryota, Apicomplexa, Aconoidasida, Haemosporida, Plasmodiidae. The coding region runs from base 1 to 921 and encodes 306 amino acids. The record is from RefSeq and is a predicted model, not a curated record. The transcript is spliced from 2 exons.
AUGAAAGUGCAAUACUCUAAAAUAUUAUUAUUUCCCCUCCUAUUAAAUAUAUUGUCACAUAAUAAAAACAAACCAUACAUCACAACACAUACACCAACUACUACAUCACGAGUGUUAAUCGAAUGUAACAUAUAUAUUCCCAAUUAUAAUAAUGAUCCGGAUAUGAAUUCUGUGAGGGAAAAUUUCGAUCGACAAACGUCUCAACGUUUUGAAGAAUACGAAGAACAUAUGCAAGAUAAGCGACAAAAAUGUAAAGAACAAUGUGAUAAAGAUAUACAAAAAAUUAUUUUAAAAGAUAAAAUGGAAAAAUCGUUAGCAGAAAAAGUGGAAAAAGUUUGUCUUAUUUGUGCAUGUGGGUUAGGGGGUGGUGUAGCACCUGUUUGGGGUCUGGUCAGCGGUUUAUGGUAUGUGAAAUGGUCACAAUAUGUUCCUGUUGCUGUUACUAAAGCCGGUAUUACUGAAGGUAUAAAAGAGGGUUUAUCUCAAAUUAUGAAAUUAACAACACAAUGGCAUCCUGGGGCAAAAACACCACCUGUUGAUGUGACACAUAUUCUUUCCUCAGGUAAAUUUACCAAUACUGUAACGCUUUAUGAUAUAGUUCACCACAUAAAUGAUUCUUUGUACAGUACAUUAGAUACUCAAGGGUAUACUCAAUAUUGCGGAGCUAUAUCUUCUAUGGCUAGUAAUAACCUUUCAAAGUUUAAUAGAACAUAUUCUACGCAACUACAAUUAGUUUCAAAAGCUGUUACUGAUGCUGAAAUAGCUGAAAGUACCAAAUUAGCAGCUGAUACUAUUAUAUUAACUAAUACUAUUAUUGCUUCCGUUGUUGCAAUAGUGGUUAUAGCUUUAGUUAUGUUAAUUAUUUAUUUGAUUUUACGUUAUCGGAGAAAAAAAAAAAAUGAUGAAAAAACUGCAAUAUAG